Messenger RNA from Equus caballus (horse), 4665 nucleotides. The record is from RefSeq and is a predicted model, not a curated record. Lineage: Eukaryota; Metazoa; Chordata; Mammalia; Perissodactyla; Equidae.
AGGCGGCAGGCCCGGCGGCCUCGGAGCGAGCGCCCGCGCGGCCCGGCUCCCGCGCCCUGCCUGCGCCCCGCCGCCGCCCGGCCCGAGCAUGGAGACGGCGGAGAAGGAGUGCGGCGCCCUGGGCGGGCUCUUCCAGGCCAUCGUCAACGACAUGAAGAGCUCCUACCCCAUCUGGGAGGACUUCAACUCCAAGGCCACAAAGCUGCAUUCCCAGCUGAGGACCACUGUGCUGGCUGCUGUGGCCUUCUUGGAUGCCUUCCAGAAAGUGGCAGACAUGGCCACCAACACUCGAGGGGCCACGCGGGACAUCGGCUCGGCGCUCACGCGCAUGUGCAUGCGCCACCGCAGCAUCGAGACCAAGCUGCGCCAGUUCACCAACGCACUGCUGGAGAGCCUCAUCAACCCGCUGCAGGAGCGCAUCGAGGACUGGAAGAAGUCAGCCAACCAACUGGACAAGGACCACGCGAAAGAGUACAAACGAGCCCGGCAUGAGAUCAAAAAGAAGUCUUCAGACACGCUGAAGCUGCAGAAGAAAGCGCGCAAAGAGCUACUUGGGAAAGGAGACCUGCAGCCCCAGCUGGACAGCGCCCUGCAGGACGUCAACGACAUGUACUUGCUGCUGGAGGAGACGGAGAAGCAGGCCGUGCGCCGGGCCCUGAUCGAGGAGCGCGGCCGCUUCUGCACCUUCAUCACCUUCCUGCAGCCUGUGGUGAACGGCGAGCUGACCAUGCUGGGUGAGAUCACCCACCUGCAGGGCAUCAUCGACGACCUGGUGGUGCUGACCGCUGAGCCGCACAAGCUGCCUCCCGCUAGCGAGCAGGUGAUCAAAGACCUGAAGGGCUCUGACUACAGCUGGUCAUACCAGACCCCACCCUCAUCACCCAGCAGCUCCAGCUCCCGGAAGUCCAGCAUGUGCAGCGCCCCCAGCAGCAGUAGCAGUGCCAAGGGUGGCGGAGCCCCAUGGCCUGGGGGUGCCCAAACAUACUCACCCAGUUCCACCUGUCGCUACCGCAGCCUGGCGCAGCCAGCCACCACCACCGCCCGCCUCUCCAGUGUCUCCUCCCACGACUCUGGCUUCAUCUCCCAGGAUGCCACCUACUCCAAGCCACCCUCACCCAUGCCUUCAGACAUCACCAGCCAGAAGUCCUCCAGCUCUGCGUCCUCCGAGGCCUCAGAAACCUGCCAGUCUGUUAGCGAGUGCAGCUCCCCGACCUCGGACUGGUCCAAGGCCGGCCCCCACGAGCAGCCCGCAGGCACCACCCUGCAGCGGAGGAAGGACCGAGUGGAGCUCCUCCGAGACACAGAGCCCAGCCCGGCCAGCGGGGGUGCCCUGGGCCCCAGUGGAGAGGAAGCACCACGACCCCGCAUGUCCCCUGCCACUAUUGCAGCCAAGCAUGGUGAGGAGGUGUCCCCUGCGGCCAGUGACCUGGCCAUGGUGCUGACCCGCGGCCUGAGCCUGGAGCACCAGAAGAGCAGCCGGGACUCGCUGCAGUACUCGAGCGGCUACAGCACGCAGACCACCACGCCCUCGUGCUCCGAGGACACCAUCCCCUCCCAAGGCUCCGACUACGACUGCUACUCGGUGAACGGGGAUGCAGACGGCGAGGGCCCGCCCGAGUUCGACAAGUCGUCCACCAUCCCUCGCAACAGCAACAUUGCCCAGAACUACCGCCGCCUGAUCCAGACCAAGCGCCCGGCCUCCACCGCCGGGCUACCCACCGCGGGGCUGCCCACCGCCUCGGGUGCACCUCCCGGCGUGGCCACCAUACGCCGCACGCCCUCCACCAAGCCCACCGUGCGCCGUGCCCUCUCCAGUGCUGGCCCCAUCCCCAUCCGGCCACCCAUUGUCCCAGUGAAGACGCCCACCGUGCCCGACUCCCCCGGUUACGCAGGGCCCACGCGGGCGGGCAGCGAGGAGUGCGUCUUCUACACCGACGAGGCCGCCUCGCCGCUGGUGCCGGACCUGGCCAAGGCCUCCCCGAAGAGGCUCAGCCUGCCCAACACAGCCUGGGGCAGCGCGUCCCCCGAGGCCGCUGGCUACCCCGGGCCUGGGGGCGAGGAGGACGAUGAGCAGCAGCAGCAGCUGGCCGCCAACCGGCACAGCCUGGUAGAGAAGCUCGGGGAGCUGGUGGCAGGCGCCCACGCCCUGGGCGAGGGCCAGUUCCCCUUUCCCACAGCCCUGUCGACCACCCCCGCAGAGGAAACGCCCACCCCGCCCCCGGCUGCCACCAGCGACCCCCCAGCUGAAGACAUGCUGGUGGCCAUCCGACGCGGGGUGCGCCUCCGCAGGACGGUCACCAACGACAGGUCGGCGCCCCGCAUCUUGUGAUGGCGCCACCCUCCCACCCUCUGGCCUCCCGCCAGGCCAGUGGGCAGCGGCGGCUCAGAGCAAAGGCACAGCCAGGAGAGAGCAGAGCUGGGCAAGCUUGCUUUCUUUUAAAGUCACAUGAGGCAAAGCCACUUUACGGAAAGAGACACCCAGCUUGGAUCUCCGUGGCUGGACAGGAAGUGACUUCUCUCUCACGCUCGCCAGGCGGAGCCUGGGGGCCUGAACUGGAUCUGGAGCCUGUUUGAUACUCUCCUGGCCUCCUCUGUCCCACCUUCCUCCUGCUGGCCCUGCCUUUGCCACAUCUCAGGCCCAGGGCUAUGCUCCUAGUCCACGACAAGGGGCCGGCCAGCCUUGGGCCAUUCCGGCCAGUGCCACAGCUCAACUAGCCUGGCCACCUGGCCCCGGUCAGGUCAGCGUGCCUCGGGCUUUUUGGAAUCUGGCGCCCUCCGCCCCUGACUGAGCCCCCCGUCCCUCCCCCUUCUCUCCUUCUCUCCCCGUCAGAGAGGCAGGGUGGCCAUGGAGGGGCCAGGGUGCCCAACUGGCUAACGUAUCAGAUGUGACCGGAAAGCUGGGCAGAGUGGCUGGUGAUUGGGAGGGCAGGGGGAGGGAGGUGAGCUGCCGUGGGGGAAGGGGACCUGCGUGGAGGAGGCUGGGGAUCCCAAGGCAGCCUCCCCUUCCCCUGCGGUGGGGCUGGGUUGGGGGGCAGGGCAGGAGUCCAGAGGUCCGGGAGCUGCUUUCAGGUGUCCGGUCCUCAUCUGGGCACGUCAGGACUUAACUCUGGGGGCACUUUGGUCACAGUUUCAGUCCCCUUUGGGGGUGGGGGCCGGAGCUGUAGAGGGUGUGGGGGGUUAUUUUAUGAAUAUAAUAAAAUGGAGCUGACUGGACAAGGACUGUGUAUGGGGACAGGGUGGACAAUACAGGGUGUGUCCGAGAGUGCCUGAGGGACAGAGGGCUCCACAGUGGCCUGGUGGGCCAUGGCGGGAGGAGGAGGGCCGAAUUGGCUCCGCCGAAGCCGGGGGCAGCUGUUCUUCUCCCCAGCAUCUGGAACAUUGCCAAAUUAAGGCUGGUGAGGGCCAGGGCCUGCAGCCUGGCUGCGGUCUGAGCCAGGGCCGCCGGCUUGGGGGCAAGUCCAGGGAGACUGGCUUUGACUCUCUGUUGCCAGAGGAGAUGCCCUCCCAGGAUGGUCACCCCGCAGUCCCGGCCCUGUGCUGGGGGUGGGGCGGGGUGCCCUCCCCCUCCAUGUACCAUGUCCCGCGCCCCCUCUAAGCAGGUGAAAGCAGGUGCGCAGGGCUUCCUGUGGUCCCGCAGGGCUCCGGAGAGCAGGCAUUUCCUAGUCUGGACGGGAAGCAGUUGGGGCUGAGUCUCCCAGCACCAAGCUGGAGCCCCUGCUAGUUUUUGUGCCAGGAGCUGGGAUCCAGGCAGCAUGGCCAGGAGGGUCUGGGGAACCAAGGGUGCCCCUAAGUGGAUGGAGCCGCCCCCGGCUCCCCGAGGGCGAUGGAGAAUGGUACCUGUAAGUUGCUAGGUCUGAGAAGGGCCUUGCUGAGCGCUCCGGCCAACCCCAGAGCCCAGGUUUGGGUACCUGGAGGUGGCCCGGGUGAGGGAGGGCCUGAAGGGGCUGGGAGAGCAGGUGGCCAGUUUGGGAAGCCUUGGGGUGGGGCUUACACAGCCCCUUCCCCCCAGGGCUGCGUCAGGGUUUGCCCAGGUGGGCUGAUGUAAGAUGCAGGUUGUGUGAUGUGAGCAGGGUAAGGGGCAGUGGGUGGGGGUGGGGAUGGGUCCUCAAGUCCCUGUGAGGAAGAGCUUGCCUCCUGGGGGAAAGGCCAGCACCCCUCCCGUGCUCCACCGUCCCCCCUCCCCUCCAAGCCACCCUAGGGCUGUACAUAACUCCUCCAUCCCCUUGAUCACCUUCGUCCAUUUAGUGACCACCUCGUAGGCCCACCCCCUCGGGAUCCGAGCCAACCAUCCCGCGUCGCAAACUUUGGUUUGGGGGACUUCUUUACGUUCGCUUUAUUUUUCAUUUUGUACAGAGAAAUAUUCUUUUCAAAAGCGUCUUUUGACUGAAGUAACUUUUCUGGUGCUGUUGUUAACUUGUUCCUUUUUUUAAUUUAUUUCCCCACCCCCGGCCUCCCCUCCUGGUUCCUACUCACCCAUCUUCCCUCCACCUGCCGCCCCCCCAUCCCAUCUGAACCAUUUUGUUUCUUUUCUUUCUGUCGGUUUUUGGAUAAAUUAUCCUCUCCUCCCCACCCCCCCCCCCCCCCCCUUGAUUUAAAUAGUCACUGCUCAAGUAACAAAUUCACUGUGAAGAUUCCAGUAUUAAUAAAGUCGUACUGUAAUUAACA